This is a messenger RNA of Pneumocystis carinii B80, 1355 nucleotides long. RefSeq names its product tryptophan-tRNA ligase. The coding region runs from base 47 to 1312 and encodes 421 amino acids. The record is from RefSeq and is a predicted model, not a curated record. Gene Ontology annotation, cellular component: cytoplasm. Gene Ontology annotation, molecular function: ATP binding; tryptophan-tRNA ligase activity. The transcript is spliced from 10 exons. Lineage: Eukaryota; Fungi; Ascomycota; Pneumocystomycetes; Pneumocystales; Pneumocystaceae. Gene Ontology annotation, biological process: tryptophanyl-tRNA aminoacylation.
AUUUUCCUAUAAAUCUAGUCAAAUAAGACGGAAAAAAGCUUAUAAAAUGAAUGAACAUGUAUUUCCUGAGGUGGAACAUAUAUACAUUUCGUCUUUAAGCAUAAAAGAUGACCAAAUUGCUGAGGAAUCUGAUGAUCAAGUUAUUACUCCAUGGAAGGUUAAGGGAAGAGUUGUAGACGGUAGAAUGGAAGGAAUUGACUAUGACCGACUUAUAGAGAAGUUUGGGACGAGAUAUUUGGAUGAAGGGAUUUUAGAGAGAUUUGAGAGAUUAAUAGGACAAAAACUACAUGUUUUCAUCAGGAGAGGGAUUGUAUUUUCUCAUCGUGAUUUUUCUAAUAUUCUUGAUCAUUAUGAGAGAAAGAAGCCAUUUUAUAUAUAUACGGGAAGAGGACCAAGUAGUUCAAGUAUGCAUUUAGGACAUAUGAUUCCAUUUUUGUUUUGCAAAUGGCUUCAAAGUGUGUUUGAUGUUCCUGUAGUUAUACAGCUUACAGAUGACGAGAAGUAUCUUUUUAAGAAGGAGCUAAAAUUGGAAGAUAUACGUGAAUUUGCUAGGAAAAAUGCAAAGGAUAUUAUUGCAUGUGGGUUUGAUCCAGAAAAAACAUUGAUAUUUCUUGAUACAGAAUUUGUUUCUGGUUCUUUUUAUGAAAAUGUUGUUAAAGUUUCAAAAUAUAUAACAUAUAGUAAAUGUAAGGCAACAUUUGGGUUUAAGGAAGAGGAUUCUAUUGGAAAAUAUCACUUUGUUUCUGUCCAGGCUGCACCUAGUUUUUCUAGUUCAUUUCCCAGCAUUUUUGGUAAUAGGACAGAUAUUCCAUGUUUAAUUCCUAUGGCAAUUGAUCAAGAUCCGUAUUUCCGUCUUACAAGAGAUGUUGCAGAAAAAAUUGGUUAUUUGAAACCAUCUUUGAUACAUACUAGAUUUUUUCCUGCACUUCAGGGUCAUGGCACGAAAAUGAGUGCAUCAGAUGAAAAUACAGCUAUUUAUCUCUCUGAUACACCAUCUCAAAUUAAAAAUAAGAUUAAUAAACAUGCCUUUUCAGGCGGAGGAGCAACACUAGAAGAACAUAGAUUACGAGGUGCUAAUACAGACGUUGAUGUAUCAUUUACUUAUCUUAAGUAUUUUUUGGAAGAUGAUAAUCAACUUGAACAAAUAAGAAAAGAUUAUUCUUCAGGAAAAAUUCUUACAGGAGAAUGUAAAGCAAUUGCAAUUGAUGUUUUACAAAAAUUUGUUGCUGAUUUUCAAGAGAAACUUCAAUUGGUUACUGAUGAUACUCUUUCUCUCUUUUUAGAUCCAAAUAAAAAACAAAAAUACAUAUAAUUCUAGAUUAAACGAUUUAAAAAUAUAUUAAAUUUUUACCUUU